Molecule: messenger RNA, 1674 nt
Organism: Phytophthora nicotianae INRA-310
Lineage: Eukaryota; Oomycota; Peronosporomycetes; Peronosporales; Peronosporaceae
Exons: 1
Coding region: 37-1542 (501 amino acids)
Biological process (GO): ammonium transmembrane transport
Cellular component (GO): plasma membrane
Molecular function (GO): ammonium channel activity
Source: RefSeq, a predicted model, not a curated record
GCUCGCAAGGUUUCAUAAGCUUUCGACUCAAGAACGAUGAACUGGGCCACGCGGGUGAUACUGUUCACAGCGCUGGUAGCAGGCCUCAUCUCCACUACUGCAGCACAAAGUGGCUCCGGCUCAACUGUUACGUGUCUGACGUCGCAGUACUUGGACAAGACAACGGGCGAAUGUGUCAACUACACCGGCCGUGGUCAAAAGGCUGAGACCGACUACGGUCAAGCGGUUGAUUCUGGCAACACAGCAUGGAUGUUAAUGUCCAGCGCUCUGGUAAUGAUCAUGACACCGGGAGUCGCUUUCUUCUAUGCCGGUCUGGCCGGUGAAGAAAUGGCUUCCAACACCAUCAUGAUGUCGUUCGUCAGUAUGGCACUAGUGUCCAUCCAGUUUUGGGCUUUCGGCUAUUCCGUGGCUUUUGGAUCCAACGGGAUGUUCAAGUGGACUGGAUACAACAACGUGGGGCAGACUCCGAGUGGCACGUACGGCACUGAGGUCCCGCACAUCCUGUUCGCGUUCUUUCAGACCCAGUUCGCCAUGAUCACACCUGCUCUUCUCAGCGGAGGCAUCGUCGGCCGAAUGAAAUACAACUCGUUCCUGAUCUUCAUCUUCCUCUGGACUUCGCUCGUGUAUGACCCGUUGGCUCACUGGAUGUGGUCGCUGAACCUUGAUAGCUCAUGGGCGAUUACCGCCAUGGGCUGGGAAGCUAAGAUGGGGUCUCUCGACUUCGCCGGUGGCACUGUUAUCCAUAUUUCCAGCGGAUUCGGAGCCCUCGCUGCUGCUCUCAUGGUUGGUAAGCGUUACAACCACGGCGAACCCGUGAAGCCCCAUAACGUACCGCUGGUCAUGAUCGGAGUUACGUUACUGUGGUUCGGCUGGUUCGGCUUCAACGCUGGCUCAUCGGGUGCAGCGGAUGGUAUCGCUGCCACGGCUGCUAUCAACACCCACUUGGGCUCGAGUGCGGGGUUCCUGACGUGGGUAGGACUCGAGUACGUCUCGUACAAGAAGUUCGACCCUUGCGGAGCUGCUAGUGGUGCCGUAGCUGGCUUGGUUUCGAUCACUCCGGCCUGUGGUUACGUGUACCCUUGGGCAUCGGUAGUGUUCGGCAUGAUAGGGGCAGCUACAGGCUUCGCUGCUAUCCAGAUGAAGAAUUAUUUGCGUUACGACGAUACUCUCGACUCCUUCGCCAUUCACGGCUGCGUUGGCGUAAUGGGCGGCCUGUUGACGGGUUUGUUCGCCACGUCCGAUGUGAACCCGAACAUCGACGGCGGAGCCUUCUAUGGAAACAGCGAACAAUUUCUCCACCAAUUGAUCUCGCAGUGCGUAGCUGCAGCGUACUCUUUUGUGGUGACGAUGAUUAUCCUGUUCUUGCUCAAAAUCACGAUCGGCCUUCGCGUGGAUGAAGACAAGGAGGUGAAUGGUAUUGACAUCACGUACCAUGGCGGUCUCGCGUACGACUACAGGACACAGGAUUACACGGCGAAGGCGGACAAACGGGCCUCGAGUGAGUUUGCUCUGAUGGGUGCUCCAACUCUUGCCCCUUUGUAAAUGCCUUAUCAAACGAUAUGUCCGCAUUUACUCUUAGGACUACAAUAAGAGUACAAAAUGUGUUAACGCGCAUAGGAAACCACACUUAUUUGAUAGAUUUCAAUGUUACGUAGUAGUGUUUCAUUUCACCGG